AUGACAACAGCGCAGAUCGGAUCGCCUCGUUACCAUGAGCAACAUCCAUCGGAAAUGGAGGUCACUGGCUUUGUCGUGUUAUCGGCUUCCUCUGAUGGGGCCGACUUGAAUUCCGAGGUGCAUCGGUUUCUACACUUGAAACCCAAAAUUAUAAAAGGUCCUUUUGUCUAUGGAAGGGGAGAUGCAGCCACAUGUGGGCAGUUUCUGCGAUGCGGAACGGAGGAAAGCGGCGCUUUCUCUAGAAAAAUCAAUGAGGCCAUAGGCGAAGUUAACUUCUCUAUUCAUCAGGGUCCUGUUAUCGUUCUCGCCCUCAAAAACCACUCAACAUGGGGCACUAGACUUGCCCACCCAUCUCACGAUGCAGUAUCAAUCUUCCGAGAUCUUUCGGAUACCGACGAGACCAGAGUGAGAUUCAUGCUCUACCCUCCCGAUAUACCGAAAGAGACAAUAUCGGAAGUCCGACCCUUUAUACGGAAGCUGCGGCGAGACGAAAUUCUUUUUGUGAGAGGGUCGAUUAGAAUGGAAAUAGAAGUUCCUGCCAGCGGCUCUUUUGUGUGGCAAGGAAACAGUGGCGCACCAAUGGGGCAUGAUAUGCUCGGGCCAGAUGUCUUCGAAUUUAUGGCGGUCUAG
Molecule: messenger RNA, 630 nt
Organism: Penicillium expansum
Lineage: Eukaryota; Fungi; Ascomycota; Eurotiomycetes; Eurotiales; Aspergillaceae
Exons: 2
Coding region: 1-630 (209 amino acids)
Source: RefSeq, a predicted model, not a curated record